Molecule: messenger RNA, 1487 nt
Organism: Drosophila teissieri
Lineage: Eukaryota; Metazoa; Arthropoda; Insecta; Diptera; Drosophilidae
Exons: 2
Coding region: 77-772 (231 amino acids)
Source: RefSeq, a predicted model, not a curated record
AGCACAUCACUGGAGAGCCGAAAGCUUGGGAGGGAUUGUUUAGUUGUCUGGGAAUCGGCACCGCGAACGGAUCGAAAUGGAGGCUCAAACAUAUGUGUGCAUGACUUUAGUUAUCCUCUGCAGCUGUGGAGUUCCGCCGCAGAUCGAAGCAAUCCGGAUGAGAAUGCCCGUUUUGCCAGAGGCACUGAACUGCCGGAAUGAGAGCAUUGGAUUUAACGUUAACCUGACGCGACUGUCAGGUUACUGGUACGAGGCUGCCAGAGUGCCGAAUGUCCAGGUGCUGCAAUGCCUGAAUGUCUCCGUGCCCGCUGAGAUCGAGGAGGACACCCUCUCGCUGGACUUGAACUUCAUCAGCACAGUGAACAAUGGGUGGCAGUUCAGCGAGGAGUCCGUCGGGUUUCCCUGGAACAACUCCACCCAACACGGCAUCUUCCAUCUCCAGUACGAUACGGUCACCGUCACCUACAAGCUGAUGUUAACCGACUACGAAAACAUUGCCUUCGUCUGCGGAUUCGGGAGCAUUUCGCCCGUUCCGCUGUUCAAGCUCUUCACCCGGGAACGGGAGGUCAGCCAGCAGAUGAUCGACUUCGCGGAGGAAUAUGCUGAGAAGCACGGCAUGGGCAACCAGAUCGCGUGGGAGAAGCAAUCGCCGGGUGAAUGCAGUGGAUCCGGUGGACUGGCUGCCAUGGGAACUCUGGUGGCUGCCAUUGCAGUGCUCUGUUGUUUACGCUGGCGAAGUCAAAUUUUUGCUUCGACUUUACUAUUUGCAUAGUGAAUAUGCCAUUUUUCACUGCCACUAUCAGUACAAACUCUUAUCAAUGUUUUCUUUUUAUUCGCAACGCAGUGUGUUUUAUUUGGGGUCAUUAAAAUGUGAUGGCCGAGAACUGCUAUCUUUCUGGUCAGCGCAAGCUAAUUACUAUACAUGUGUAAUAAUAAAAAACGUACUUGUAAUUUUAAAUAUUGCUGAGCAUAUUAGCGGAAAGGGGAAACCUUACCAAUGGAGUAAGCUAAUAUACUCUUAUCGGUACGGCUUCUGCUUUUCAUUCUCUUAGAGCUUGGAGCUGAUAAGCGAUUUGUAUUCCGAUUAAAUCAUGCCAAUGCAUCUGUGGGAAAUGCAGGGAGUGCAUUUAUAUUUCUAUGCACUUUCCGAUGGAAAGUGUGCAUCGAGCGCCUUUGCCCCAGUAAACUCAUACGAGUCGCAAUUACGAAGCCCGAAAUUCAAAGAGAAAAUGCCGAAAAAUAUGAACUGAGCUGGAGCAGAAAAGUGUUGUUGCCUGCUCGAUUUUCUUGGCAAUUUUCAUUUUCAUAAACCCAAUUCACCCGGCGGAAAAUAAAGUGAAUGGAAAACGCCUUAAAUCGAGAUCGAUCCAUUGUUGGCUUCACUGAGAGAAAACUCUUCUAUUCUAGUAUUAAUUUUAAACAAAAACAUUUUAACAUGUUUAAUAAGUUUUAUUUUAUAUACCCCAAGAUUAAAUAAUAUUUAUUCA